Epinephelus moara (kelp grouper) is the source of this 6329-nucleotide messenger RNA. Its product is annotated as solute carrier family 15 member 1-like. Bases 901 to 2991 code for a protein of 696 amino acids. Gene Ontology annotation, biological process: oligopeptide transport; transmembrane transport. Gene Ontology annotation, cellular component: membrane. The transcript is spliced from 24 exons. The record is from RefSeq and is a predicted model, not a curated record. Gene Ontology annotation, molecular function: dipeptide transmembrane transporter activity. NCBI's taxonomy places the organism in Eukaryota, Metazoa, Chordata, Actinopteri, Perciformes, Serranidae.
CGUUACCCUACACACUUGGCACACCGGAGAAGUUUCUGCAACCUCACUGCUGGAGACCACUAAACUCUAAACACUGGACCUUUUAGCUACUGGUGUGGAAAAUCCUCAAGCACCCCUCCACCUGACAGCACUGAAAAUCCCUGGCCACUCCUACCUGCCUCCCUCUCCCAGAGACUAAAUGUAGCCACAGCUCACAGAUGGCUUUUCCCCUGGAGAACAGAGGCAUGUGGAUCAGCCUGAUCCUUCCAUUGAACUGUUGGAACUGAGUACAUGAAAUAUGAGUUUUCUUUGAUUUUAAUGCAUUUAGAGUAUCCUUAAAAGAUCAUUAUUUGUUGUGUUGAUUGAGUUUCAGUUAAAGGGAUAGUGCACCCAAAAAUGAAAAUUCAGCCAUUAUCUACUCAUCCUCAUGCUGAGGAACGCUCUGGUGAAGUUUUAGAGUCCUCACAUCCCUUGCGGAGAUCGGCGGGGGGAGCGGCUAGCACACCUAAUGGCUGACGGCGCCCCAGACUAACGUCCAAGAACACAAAAUUGAAUCCACAAAGUAUCUCCAACAUGCUCAUCCGUAGUGAUCCAAGUGUCCUGAAGCCACAAUACUGGGUCACAGUGAACAGUGUCGCCAAUAAUUUUAAAUCCUCUUUGUCUGUAAGGCAAGAUAGUCAUAUUGCACCUGAGUUCCCUGAGUCGUAAAGUAACUACUAGUGAUCCACAGUUAAGUAUCAGUGGGCGUUGCAGGAGGGUUGAUGGGAGGUUACAUAAGAAGCCGGCCAGGCCUCUGCACGGUCUUCGUGUCCUGGAUCUGGACAAGGGUCACAAGUCUCUCUGUGUCUUUUUGCUGAAGGAUUCAGUUGGAGAAGUGACCUAAAGUCGACACACACAGCAGCCACUGCAGACAAAGACGGGAUGAGGAAGCCCAAGAAAAAGAGUGCGACUAUUUUUGGCUUCCCAAUAAGCAUCUUUUUCAUCGUUGUCAAUGUGUUCUGUGAACGUUUCUCCUACUAUGGCAUGCGAGCCGUGCUCGUGCUGUACUUCAAGUACUUCCUGAGAUGGGAUAAUGACUUUGCCACCACUAUCUACCAUACCUUUGUGGCUCUCUGCUACCUGACACCCAUCCUGGGAGCCAUAGUGGCUGAUUCAUGGCUCGGCAAGUUCAAGACUAUUGUUUACCUGUCCAUUGUUUAUGUGCUGGGACAGAUUGUCUUGGCAGUAAGUGCUAUCCAUGAUGUCACAGAUAAAAACAAGGAUGGCACCCCCAACAACAUGACCUUCCACAUAUCCCUGUCCAUGGUGGGUUUGCUCCUUAUUGCUCUGGCUUCAGGAGGCAUCAAACCGUGCAUGGCUGCCUUUGGUGGAGACCACUUUGGUGACCAUCAGGAGAAACAGAGAAGCACUUUCUUCUCCAUCUUCUACCUGUCCAUCAAUGCUGGUACUCUGUUGUCCACUGUCAUCACCCCCAUCCUCAGAGCUCAGGAGUGCGGUAUUCACACCCAGCAGAAGUGCUACCCACUGGCCUUUGGUGUCCCCGCUGCUCUAACGGUGGUAGCUCUGAUUGUGUUCAUUGUUGGAAGUGGGAUGUACACUAAGAACGCCCCUCAGGGCAACAUCUUGGUCAAAGUCUGCAAAUGCAUCGGGUUUGCUAUCAAGAGCCGCUUUAGGCAUCGUGCUCCUGAGUACCCGAAGAGAGCCCACUGGAUGGACUGGGCUGAGGAGAAAUACGAUAAACUCCUGAUUGCUCGUGUGAAGAUGGUGCUGAAGGUGCUGUUCCUCUACACCCCUCUGCCAAUGUUCUGGGCUCUCUAUGAACAGCAGGGCUCCAGAUGGACCCUCCAGGCAACCACCAUGGACGGUGACUUUGGACUUCUUAUAAUCCAGCCUGAUCAGAUGCAGACUGUCAACCCUAUCUUGAUCCUGGUUUUGGUGCCAGUCAUGAACAGUUUGAUCUACCCGCUGAUUGCCAAGUGCAAAUUAAACUUCACUCCGUUAAGGAGGAUGACUGUUGGGAUGUUCAUUGCUGCGCUUGCAUUUGUUUGUGCUGCCCUGGUCCAGAUACAAAUUGAUAAAACCCUGCCUAAGUUCCCAUCAAGCACUGUUGGCCAAGCAAAGUUCAUCAACGUGCUGGACAGAUCGCUGGAUGUCAAAGCUGGAACCAACGAGUUCACCUUGAAGCCUUACACGGCCAAUGAUGAUUACCUGACCUUUGAUGAUCCAUUUCUACUGAAUCUAGGGGUAAAUGUCACUUACCCAACUGGUUUAGUGGAUGGUAAUCGUAGCACUGUAGUCAUCAUUCAGGAUGGGCCUCUACUCCAGCCUUUAGGGUUCAUGGACAUCAAAACCAAGCCAGAACAGGGCGCUAAUGAUAUCAGAUUUUUGAAUGGCUAUGACUCACUUUUGAAUGUAACAGUGGGUGACCAGGACUUUGGGGAGAUCACCACCAACAACAUGUCAAAAUAUGUUGGGGUACCACGGGGACUAGCAAAGUUCCUGAUCAAGAGUACUACUGGACAAGAGUGUGUCUACAGUCAAGAGCUGGGCUUCGGCAGCUCCUUCACCGUGAUCAUCCCGCCAACUUUCACAUUUGGACAAAAUUGUGAACAGAACAUCCAUCCAGUGAUGGACAUCAAGCCCAACACCUUCCACAUGGCCUGGCAGAUUCCUCAGUAUUUCCUCAUCACUGCAGGAGAGGUGGUCUUUUCUGUCACCGGCCUGGAGUUCUCCUACUCACAGGCACCCAGCAACAUGAAGUCUGUGCUGCAGGCUGGCUGGCUGUUCACUGCUGCUGUAGGUAACAUCAUUGUGCUCAUUGUGGCCGAGGCUGCAACGCUCCCAGAUCAGUGGGCCGAGUACAUCCUCUUUGCCUCUCUGCUGCUGUUAGCGUGCUCCAUCUUUGCCUUCAUGGCUUAUUUCUACACCUACAUUGACCCAACCCAGGAAGAAGCCCGGUUUGCCCAGAGGGAGCAGGAAGAGUGUAGAGAUGAACAGGUGCAACUCGUUUGAGAACCGCAAGGAGGACAGGAGGAGCUCUGACUCCAGCUCUGACGAGGAGGAAGUCAAACAGACCAAGAUCUAAAGCGGUCAUCCUCCACGGCUUUUCCCUCUUUUGUACAAAUGCUGCUUGGUUCUGUGUUUCAUGUCUGAGUCCAGUACACUACUGAACAUGUCGUGGUUAGAAUGAAUGAAUGGAUGGAUGAGUGAAAUGGUGCUGAUGUUAGCAGAACACAGAAACAGGGCUUUGAUGAUUAAGCUCUUGGUGUACAGUGUUGGUGAAGGGAUAAAUCAAACACUGUUAUCACCAUUUCAGCAAAAAACUUUGAGAGAAAAUUCAUUUAAAGAGGUUACUCAUAUCAUUAAAAUCCCCAGAUCUUUACUUUACUUUAUUUUUACAGUGAUUUAUUUUGCACUGUGUAGCAACAUCUACAUAUGUAAUUUCUAGUUUCAUAGGAUUUUAUGAUGUGUAUUUAUUUCCAAGCACAGUGUUGUAUUGUAAUAUAUUGUGUAUGGUACUCUCAUCUGCUCCGGGGAAAAAAAAUUUAACACCAAAUACUGCUUAUUGACUCAGAAAAUGUUUAAUUAUAUUCCAUAUUCAAUCUCAGAUUUCAUCUUGGCCCGGUAGAACACUGCCCCGUGAUAAUGGCUGCUCACCAAAGUCUUCAAUAAAGAUGCUAGCAAGGUGUUGUUGUCAAUAAACGUGUACACCGCUUUCUUUCAGCUAUUCUAUGGCAUUAUGUUAAUACAUUUAUUUUUCUGUUUCCAAAAUCUGACGUUUCUGUUGCUUAUAUUAAUCUUUCACACACGUAGGACUGCAACUGGCAUUUUGUAAUUUACUGUAACACAACUCAGAUUCCAGAAAAGUUGUGAUGCUGUGUAAAAUAUACACAAAAACAAUGCUAUGAUUUGGAAAUCCUUUUCAACCUAUAUUCAACUGAAUACAGCACAGAAACAAGAUACUUAAAGGUCAAAUGUGUAGGAUUUAGGGGCCUAUAUUGGCAGAAAUUGAAUAUAAUAAUAAGUUAAGUUUUAUUUUGUGUACAAUUACCUGAAAAUGAGAGUAGUUGGGACAGGGGCAACAAAAGACAGGGAAAGUUGUGAGAUGCACAGAAAACCAACAGGGGCUACAUGGUUAACAGAUGAUAGUAUCAUGGGCGAUUCUGGGUCUGCAAGGACAGAGUCACAGGCAGUUGAAUGAGGUCAGUAAAUGACUGUCUGCAUGCCUUGAAGGUCCAGUGUGUAUGAUUUAGGGGCAUCUGUCGGCAGAAAUGUUAGUUAAUAUUCAUAACUAUGUUUUUAUUAGUUUAGAAUUACCCUAAAACAAUAACUUUGUGUUUUUAUGACCUUAUAAAGAUAUACAUAUACAUAUAUAUAUAUAUACACAUUUAAAGCAAUUCUUCCAUUGAGUUCGCCAUGUUGUUUCUACAGUAGCCCAGAACGGACAAAUCAAAAACACUGGCUCUCGAUAGGGUCAUUGCCGUUUUCUACCGUAGUUAUCCUAACGUUACACACUUGGCACACGGGAGAAGUUUCUGCAACCUCACUGCUGGAGACCACUAAACUCUAAACACUGGACCUUUUAGGUAAGAAUCUCUUACAGUAGCAUUAUGAUAAUCUUAAUGGGCUUUUAUGAGGAUGUUUACAGUUUGGGAAUAUUAAUUAGCCUGUUAAGGUUAAGUUGCUUUGAUUUAGCCGUUAGCCGUUAACGGUUAACGUUAGCCAUCACAAUCUGGACAUUAGCUAGCUAGCAUACCACUUGUUAUAUCAAACUCCACCUUUAUUGGCGCUCCGGGACAACUCGUUUAAGGUUUGUAACGUUUUUGCCGACGAUAACAACAUAAUUUGAAGUGCCAGCUAGCAGCAGGUGCAGCCUGUUGAGCUCUCGUUAUACAAGGCGGAGCCCGACCAAGUUUGUUUGGCGCCCGAAGCGAGUUUCCACUGCCCGGAUAACGGAUUAAAUCAAAUGGUCAAGUGCAUGAGCUCCGCUACAGUGCAUAAUGUUGAGCCUGUCCGUUGUGCCCGCCCUGUAUGAACGAGCAUAAGCUGCAGUUAAGGACUGAACAGGUCACAGUCAUUGACAUUAUGCCAGUAUAUAAGUGCCUCAUCUCUUUCAGUAUAAUAUAUGGACAAUGAGCCAUCUUGAAUGUUUACACAGUAUUGACAUUUUUUGAACUAAAUGGAAAAAUGUAGACAAUUGGCUAAAAUGGACCUACGUUCUUUAUGAUGUAGUUUAAGACAAUGCCUGUUACAGGCUAAUUAUGCCACCAGAGAAGGGGGCAAAUUGUCACCGUUUUCCUUUAAGAUGAAGUGGCAGCUGAAACCUACUUGAUCAAACAGCAGUUGGAAUUCAUUCACUUUCAUUUUUUACUACGAAUGUUCAUGCUGAAAUUGACUGGAAAUUCACAUUUUUAAGCUGAUAUUUAAAAAAAAAAAAAAAAAAACCUCGCCAUGGGAGCAUGCCCUCAGACCCUCUCUAUGGGGUUCACAUCUCUGUCACCUUUCUCUACCCUGAUGAGUCUGCUGCCAUCCAGAUGUCGUCUUUUUCAGGGAUGUCUCUGCCAAGCCACAUUCUGCAUGUGUUACAACAAUGUGGCUUCAUAGUAAAAGAGUACAGGUGCUUGACUGGCCUGCCUAUAGUCCAGACCUAUCUCCCAUUGAAAAUGUGUGGUGUAUUAUGAAGCACAAAAUAUGACAGGGGACAGCCCGGAGUGUUGAGCAUCUUAAGUCACAUAUCAAGCAAGAAUGAGAAAGAAUUUCACUUUUAACACUUCAACAAUUUGUGUCCUCAGUUUACAAACACUUCCGAGCUGUGUUUUGAAUCACACAUUUUAUCUUCUAACUUUUCUUAGGUACUGCAGCUGCCCUUACAAAGUACAAACUGUUGCAUGCAGCAUGCACACAAUUGGGACAUACUACUUUGUCGCAACAUUGCACCCUAAAUGUUGACCCCUUGCUCAUAUAUAUCAGUUACCUUGGAGAUACAACAAAACAUCAUUCACCAAGAUAGCCAGAGAUGGAGGUCAACCCAGAGAGCUCUGCUGUUGUUACUUUGCAAUGUAUGUAGUUUAACUUUUAAGUAAUAACUGUGGACAUAGAUUCAGACAUAUUCGUGGCAGUAAAAUUACAUUGGCAUUUCUGUCAUUGUUCUUUUCAUACUUAUGUCCUUUUGAUGUGGGUUAUGAUUAUUUUGUUCACUUAAACAAUUAAUAUUCCUAUAUUGGACUUAUCAGGCACUUGAGUCCACUGUCAUCCAUCAUUGCGGCUUCUGACUGCUGUUUGUUAGUGGCUCAUUCGAUGACAUACCUCCCUCUGCACAAAAGCAUGCUGGCUUGAUUACUGCAAAAUCC